Molecule: messenger RNA, 7416 nt
Organism: Acomys russatus (golden spiny mouse)
Lineage: Eukaryota; Metazoa; Chordata; Mammalia; Rodentia; Muridae
Gene: Tet1
Product: tet methylcytosine dioxygenase 1
Exons: 12
Coding region: 373-6432 (2019 amino acids)
Biological process (GO): positive regulation of transcription by RNA polymerase II; oxidative demethylation
Cellular component (GO): nucleus
Molecular function (GO): DNA binding; DNA 5-methylcytosine dioxygenase activity; zinc ion binding
Source: RefSeq, a predicted model, not a curated record
GGGUCCAGCAAAGGCUGAUCCCCCAGCUACACUCCUUGAGGUCUGUCCUGGGGAGACCGCUGCUCUAGGGGGCUGACCUGGCCGGGAAUUGCCGCGCACUCCGCUCCUACAGCACUUUGUGCACGCUGCCACGGGCGCUUCAACUCCAGGAUCUGUACUCGCCCCAGGACACCCUCUUCCCUUCCUAGUCAUGCACCUCUACCUGCCUCUCCACCGGGGACGUUUGCGGAGUAGUAGCCCACCCCGGGUGCUCGGGCCCUGACCGUGCCGGGUGACUAAAUCCUCACGUGACCAAGAUCGGCAACACUUCCAGAUUCUCCUCAGAAGGAAGACUUUGUAAAGGACCAAUGACUCUGUGUCCUGCAGUCUUGCAUGUUCUACUCUGCAGCCAUGUCUCGGUCCUGCAAUGCAAAGCCUUCCAAAUCGGUCAAAGCAAAGCUACACAAAAAGAAAAGCUGCCUGACGAAGAAGAAGAUAUCAAAGCAGGCUGCCAAACAUGGGGCAUCAGGGAAGGCCGUGAACCCUGGGAAACUGAAGCAGGUAAUUCAAGGAAGAGUUGGUAAGAAAGAGACAGAAGACAAAACCCCCACGCCGGCCCCAAGUCUUCUGACAAGAGCCGGGGCUGCCCGAAUGAAUAAGGAUCGCUCACAAGUCGUUUCUCAGAACCCAGAAUCCUUAACUUGCAACGGGUUUACCAUGGCUCUUCGAAGGACCUCUCUUAGCUGGCGGCUCUCCCAGCGCUCCGUAGUUACACCAAAACCUAAGAAAGUGCCACCUUCAAAGAGUUCUGGGAAGCAGCAGUGUAAUCUUAAUACCCAAAGCGACACGGGGAUGGAGUACUCAGAAAACGAUUCUGUCCCCAGCCAGGAUGCCAUCAUGUCCACAGACACAGAGAGGCUAACUGAUGAACAGAACACGUCUUUAGUUGAAGGUGAGAGCCAAGAGAUAACCCAGUCUUGGCCUCAAAGGGUAGAAGAUUCCCAAAGCUGUCUUUCCGCAGAUGAGAACCCUGCGGCGGAGCACCUUUCUGGGCCAGCGGAAGGGACACACUGUGAGGGACCGCUCUCUCAGGAGACAGCAGAUGAAGUGAGCGCUGCCGCCCCUCUGGAGCGUGCUCCCUCGCCCCAAAGAUCAACUCCCGAAGUCACCUCUCAGAAUAACACUAGCAAUCAGUUAGAAGAAGUGGGGUCACAAGAAGAGUCUGUGAAGCCACCUGUCCCUUCUCUGAAUCCUGCGGAACGGGAACACAGUUGCUUUCCCGCCUCCAGUUCUUUUAAGCUCGUACCGGAACUGGACCUUAAAGCUUGCAUGUCUCUUGAUGGCUCUAUAUAUCCCACAGCUCUGAUAAAAUUCCUCUUGGCGGGCUCACAGCCAGAUGUCCUGGAUACUAAACCCCAAGAAGAAACCCCAGAUCAAGGAGGAUGCCACCCAGAUCAGGUUCUGGUGGCCACUUCUGUCCUGGGAGCGGCUUUCAGUACGAGCCCACAACAGUGGGGAUUUCCUGGUGCUACCUUAGUUCCUAGUGAGGACAUGGGCAAGGUCUCAGACUCCCCAGAGGGUCUUGGUGCUAUUACUAUGCUAAACCAACAAGAAACUAUGGGUGUGGAUAUGGGUGUUUCCCCAGACCUGCCUAUCUUCCUUUCCUCGCCUCCAAACACAGUUGCUACCUACAGUAGUUCCUCCGGGCCCGAGCCCCACACCUCUGCCUCCUGUGGGCUUGAGGUCCAAGGUGCUGUACCGAUUCUAACUUUGGACUCAGGACACACAUCCCAAGCCCCACCCAUCUCUGCGUCAAGUUCAAUACCUCCAGUAAUCGCUGCAAACAGGAUACAAGCUGAGAAGUUGUGUGCAAGCCCUUUUCCAGCUAUCACACAUGGCUUUACAAUUGUCCCCGAGGAGGAACCCCAGCACGCGCCGCUGGAUCUUACCCAGGCCUCUCAGGCUGCUCCCGGCAAAUUGGAAGGAGGGAUUUCUCAGGUCAGCGUGACCAGCUCAGCUGAUGUCAAAACCACAGGGAUGCCUGUGCCAGUUCCACAGUGUAAAUCUACACCGCCAAUAGCGGAGAAGAGGAAACGCAAGCCUUGUGGGGUCUGUGGGCCCUGCCAGCAGAAGGCCAACUGUGGCGAGUGUACCUACUGCAAGAACAGAAAGAAUAGCCACCAGAUCUGUAAAAAGAGGAAAUGCGAGGUGCUCAAAAAGAAGCCAGCGGCCACCGCACAGGUACAGGUUACAAAAGAAAACAAGAGGCCCCAGAGGGAAAAGAAGCCCAAAGUUUUAAAGACAGACAUUAACAACAAACCAGUAAAUGGCCCCAAAUCGGAGUCCAUGGAAUACGGUAGAUGUGGUCAUGGGGAAGAAGAGCAGAGACUGGAUUUGAUCACACAUCCUCCUGAAAAUGUAAGGGAAAAUGCAGGAAGUAUGACGGGAGUCGAGGUGGAGAAGUGGACCCCAAACCAGAAAUCACACUUAGUGGGUCAAAUCAAGGGAAGCCUCGGUGCAAAUUUAACCGAGGUUGAAAAUUCCCAGCCCCCUGAAGAUGACAAGCAACAAAUUAAACCUUCCCCGACGUUUGCACAGACCAUAAGAAACGGCAUGAAGAAUGUACACUGUUUACCCACGGACACAAACCUUCCCCUGGACAAGUUCAAUCUUGAAGAAUUUAGCAAGGUAUUGGGAAAUAACUCCUCUAAAUUGCCGACUGACCCCUCAAACUGCAGCGAUGCCAUGAGCUCCGUCACUUCCGAGGGGAGUUGUGAUCAUCUCAAGGGAACAGGGAACAUCUUGCUUUUCCAGAAGCCGGGCUCGAACCGUAGAUCUGGUGCAGAAUCCGCCAUCUUUAAUAAUCAUGCCAAUACACACAGUGCUGGUGGUCAACCUCAAACGCCUGAGAAGUUACUCAGUAAAGAGCCCAAAGACGGCUCUCCAGUUCAGCCAAGUCUUUUAUCCCUGAUGAAAGACAGGAGGUUAACCUUGGAGCAAGUGGUCGCCAUAGAGGCCCUUACUCAGCUCUCAGAAGCUCCGUCAGAGAACUCCUCCCCAUCCAAGCCAGAGAAGGAUGGAGAAACAGACCAGAGGACGGCUAGUCUGCUUAACAGCUGUAAGGCUAUCCUUUGUUCGGUGAGAAAAGACCUCCAAGACCCAAACUUACAAGGAAAGGGUCUUCACCGUGACACCGUCUUUUUCAAUGGCCAGAACAGAGCGUUCAAGUCACCUGACAGUUCAACUUCUAACCGGGUACUUACAGAGUCACAAGGCCAUUCAAUUUCACCUAUAGCUGAUAGGAAAUGUGCUGCUGGAGGUCAAGAUCCCCCUCCGUUGCCGGUAGAAGGGCCUAACCUAGAAAACUGUGGUCGGGUACCGAACAGCGAUCAAAAAUUGAAGUCCCAUGAUCCACCAUGCCAGGAUGCACCCUACAGUCAAAUUGAAGAAGAUGUCGCAGCACAGUUAACCCAACUUGCAUCCGCAAUUAAUUACAAUCACAUAAAGCGAGAGGUCAAGGAUGCUGAAAGUACACCGGGGAGCCUCCCCGUAAAGACCGCACAGCAAAAACACAGUCAGGAGAAAGGCCUGAUACAACCGAAACCACCUUCAAGUAUACAAAGUAAACCUAGGGUGCCGUCAGCAAAGCCAAAGAAGAAGACCCAGAAAAAAGCAAGGCCGACCCCGUACGCAGACAAGCGGAAAAAGAAACCCCCAGUCUUGGACUCUCAGGAAAAUGAUCAGAAGAUACGAGAGCACCUGGCAAGUCAGUACAGUAAGAUGCAUGACAUUUGGAUGUCAUGCAAAUUUCAAAGAUUCGGCCAGUCUGGUCCACACGAUUUUCCUGCUCUGUUGGGAAGUAUUCCUAUCUUUGACCAAAUACUAAAGCCGGUGGCUCAUAGUAACACAUCCUUGCAACACAAUAAGUUAUUUCCUCCUGUCAGUCAGAUAAAAUUCACAAGAAGCCCUGAGUUGGCAAAGGAGAAAAUGAAGGUUGACCCAUCGGAUUCUCUGCCUGCUUGCCAAUUCAAGACGGAGCCCAGCUGGCAGGCAUGCGCAGAGCCAGCGGAUAACUCUCAGGUACAGCCUACUGUGAAUGUCAAUCAGAAAGCUCACCCUCUGCCCCAGGCCCCUAACCAGUGUGCUAAAGCGAACCAGUGUGCUAACGUGACGGCUGGUGCUGCUCAAACACAGCUUCAUCUAGGCGCUCAAGAGAACCUGGUGCAUCUGAUACCACCGACGUUGCCUGGUACCUCUCCUGAGACACCCUUGCCAGACCCAGCAUCCAUCCUCAGGAAAGGGAACGUGUUAAGUUCCAAUGGAAUUACAGUCGUUACUGCAAAGCGUGAAGCUCAGGCAUCGAGCAAUGGACCACUGGGUGAUACUACCGCACACGGUGCACAGGCAGAUUUUAAUGAGAGCGUCAUGAACUUCCUUAGCGAGCCUGCAAAAAAUCUGCUAGCUGGAGUGAGUGACUCAGAAGACCCAACUUGUCACUGUCUUGAUCGAGGUACACAAAAAGACAAAGGCCCAUAUUAUACACACCUUGGGGCAGGACCAAGUGUUGCUGCCGUCAGGGAGCUCAUGGAGACUAGGUAUGGCCAAAAGGGAGAGGCAGUCCGAAUCGAGAAGAUAGAGUACACGGGGAAAGAAGGCAAGAGCUCUCAGGGCUGCCCGGUCGCCAAGUGGGUACUUAGAAGAAGUGGUCCUGAAGAGAAAGUCCUUUGUCUGGUGCGAGUGCGUGUAGGCCACUACUGCCAGACAGCUGUGAUGGUUGUGGUUAUCCUGCUGUGGGAAGGCAUCCCCCGCCUGAUGGCUGACCAACUGUACAAAGAGCUCACGGAGAACCUAAGGUCCUACAGCGGCCAUCCCACUGACCGAAGAUGUACCCUCAACGAAAACCGUACCUGCACCUGUCAAGGCCUCAAUCCAAAGACAUGUGGAGCAUCUUUCUCCUUUGGCUGCUCGUGGAGCAUGUAUUUCAACGGCUGUAAGUUUGGGAGAAGCCCAAACCCCAGAAAAUUCAGGCUUGCUCCAAACUAUCCCUUAAACGAAAAAAAGCUUGAAGAGAAUUUACAGAACUUGGCUACAGAAUUAGCUCCACUUUAUAAGCAGAUGGCUCCAGUUGCUUAUCAGAAUCAGGUGGAAUAUGAAGAUGUUGCUGGAGACUGCCGACUUGGUACUAAGAAAGGCCGUCCUUUCUCUGGUGUCACCUGUUGCAUGGAUUUCUGUGCCCAUUCUCACAGGGACAUUCACAACAUGAAUAAUGGAAGCACUGUGGUUUGUACUUUGCUUCGGGAAGAUGGCCGUGACACGACUAUUCCAAAGAACGAGCAGCUCCACGUCCUCCCUCUACACCGGCUCGCAGACACUGACGAGUUUGGCUCCCGGGAAGGGAUGGAAGCCAAGAUCCAAUCAGGAGCCAUCCAAGUCAAUGGACCAUCCAGAAAGAAGCAACUACGUUUCAAUGAGCCUGUUCCUCGAUGUGGAAAGAAGAGGGCCAAAAUGAUGGAGCAGAACAAGAAAGCGGCUGCCGCAGGCCUCAGAAGGAAGAGGAACCCCGCCUCCCACAACACUAAAAGCUAUUCACCAGACUCAUUGACUCUUCACCCAGAGAAAGACGAAUCAACAGACUUCCGCCCCCUGCAGGCCUCCUCCACGAAAACAUCUACCUGUAUGUACAAUCAAACAGCCUCAGGCGCGUUUCCAGAAACAAGUAGCAUUCUCCACUGCGCAAUGCCUUCUGGAACACACAGUGGUGCUAAUGCAGCUGCUGGGGAGUGCGCUGGCAUGGGACAGCCUGGGGCAGCGGCUGCUCUUCCUCACCAGUCUCUCCCUACAGCAGAUCCCCCUGUUAAUGCUGAGCCUCUCACUAGUGCGCCCGAGCAGCUAACUUGUAACCAGUCAAACCAGCAGCCCCAGGUCCUCAGCUCUCCUCAUAACCUGGCUUCCGGUCAGGUGAAAGAUGAACAGCGCCCUGAAGCAGAUCGGCCUCUGUCAGAUGACCUGUCCUCCGACGAGGAUAACGUCCCUCAAAUUGACGAGUUUUGGUCAGACAGUGAGGAGAUCUAUUUUGACCCCAGCUUUGGUGGCGUGGCGAUAGCACCCAUUCACGGCUCAGUGCUGAUUGAAUGCGCCCGGAGAGAGCUGCACGCUACCACCUCUUUGGGAUGUCCCAACCGAUAUUGUCCUCUUCGGGUGGCCCUUGUAUUCUACCAGCACAAAAACCUGAAUAAGCCCAAACACGGUUUUGAUAUCAAUAGGAUUAAGUACGAAUCUAAAGUUAUAAAGAAAAAACCCGCGGACCGCGAGGGUCCUGAUUUAUCCCCAGAAGCCAAUCGAUCGUACCAAAUUCCUUUCCGUGUGGCUUCAACCUUAACCCAUGACAAUAUUGUCACUGUGUCCACUUACGCUCUCACUCAUGUUGCAGGUCCCUAUAACCAUUGGGUCUAAAGGCUUUUCUCCCAUAAUGCCUUUGCUAGUUCGGUGUAGUUUUUACGGUGCUGUUCAAAAGGACGUCAUGUUGUUGUUUACUGUCUUUCACUUCACCCGUUUUAACUCUGAGGUUAAAAUUUAAACAAACAAACAGACAAAAUGGGGUGGGUACUUAACUGUGACUAUAUUUUGAGAAUCGGUAGAAGGUGCAGUUUUUCAGCAAAAAUAAAAUUUUUAUAGUUUUAAAUACAUAAAGAAAUCUCUUGGUUAGGUGUUGACCGUGCUAGAACCAGGGUUUGGUGCUUUUACAUUAAGCUCAUUUGCUAUGAAGAGGAUUUUAACAGGUUUCUGCAAUAAGAUGUAAAAACCAAGAUGCACAGUGUUAACUCUAUACAGUUCCUGGUGCUUUACCCACCCACAUCAACACAUGUAGGAAUGAGCUGAACGGUUGUUUCAUGGUGCCAUUGUGCAAGUAUCUUCCAAUCAUUGCUAUCACGUCUGCACAUUUCUUUGAAAUAAACCAAUGAGAUGCUUUUUUCCCUCUUAAACUAUUUCUCCUGUAUAAAGGAAUUCUUUAUUCUAGUGAUGGUUGGAGGCUGUUCGUUAACUGUAAAUAUAUAUAUUUUAAAAAGCACUUUCUAUUUUUAAAAGUAACUUGAAAUAGUAUAGCCGCAGAAUCCUGUUGUCUGUUAUGUGUGCAUAUUUGCAUACCAGAGACGUCUUUUCUUCUUGCUGUGUGAGCUCCAUCCUGUUAACCGCAGCCUGUAUUCAAAUAUUCUAUGAUUAGUGUUCUUUACCUAUAAACUAGAGGAUCUCUAAGAAAAGGAAAAUACAAAAUACCACCAAUGUCAAUUUCUCCCUUUUAACUAGAAAAAGUAUUGUCUUCUGAAGAAACCCCCAUGAUUUAAGUAUAUGACCCAUGACAGGUGUUUUCAAAGAGAGAGAGGACAAAUUUGGAUCAGUCAAAUGUUUCAAGAUGAGUUUGGGUUUUUUGGUUUGGUU